AUGUUGUCCACCACCAAUGAAUCAACGAAACAGCGAUCAUGGUGGUCCAGGUACACCUUUAAGAUGCAUCCAAUACACCAGUUGGUACUGCUGGCGGUUGGAAGAAUACUCGUGCACCGUGACUCUGUCGUUCUAGGCGUGAACGCUUACGCUCGAGCCUCUGCCCCACCGACGUACCGAUCCGGUCCACCGCCGGCACCGGUCUCGGCUUCUUCUUUCACGUACACUCCUCAAUCUACCAAUCCACGGAUAGAAUUGUUACUGGAUCGAACAGUCCUUUUGUACGAUCGAGCUUCAUCGCAACAACGGCAGUCAUACGAAUGGAUGAUCGAUCAGUUGACAUCACUGAUUGUGUAUCUCGGUCAACUGUUGAGUACACAAUCCAUGGCGCAAUCGGCUGGUCCCACAGCACAACAAAUGGCUUUGCAAAUAGAAAACGCCUUACUACGGGACAUGGACGAAGAGCCCAUUGAGUCGCUCGUAGAAUCAUUGGGAAGUUUGAGACAAACGUCCAGGGAUCUUCCGUACCGGGAUAUAUCUUCCGAGCUGCAAGCCGUCGAGUUGCAAAUUCAAGCCUUUCAACGAGUGCUUGUAUCUACGCAGCCAUUGCCGGAUACUGGUGACACCCCCUCGUGGUUCCGAGAAUAUUCUGGUCAGGGACGAGGGAUGGCAGAUAUGGGCGGUACGCAAACUUUGGUCGACGGCAAUGCAAACCGCGACAAGCAAUGGUCGGACAUCAUUCGAGUGGGAAUGCAAAUUGAAGAAGCCUCGCAGAGAGGAGUUGACCCUUCCACAAUAGAAAGUCUAGUGGACGCGUAUUGGCGAGGCGACGAAAAGCAGAUUGACACUCUUUUUGAAACCAUGGAACAAGAGGUGGAAGCGGCCGAACGACGGCGUCCUGCGAAAUUCGUUGUUCCAGCGUCCGUUUCGGCUGUAGCCAAGCAGAUCGAGGACGCACUUCUAAUGGAAGGGGACAGUGAUCCGAUUGAAGCCUUGCUAAAAGCUAAUCGGCAAAAGACAGCAUCGGUAUCGUCGCUAUCUGAAUCAGCCACAAUAGAAGUUCCGGAAUCUGAUGUAGCGGCAGCACCAGCGACUACUCCAGGCAAUUUGACAGGAGCUCCCCAAUUGACCACUGAUAUAAAAGCAAAGCCAGGCUUUUUGGUCGCAACAAAAGAAAACGCGAAUACGCAAUUCGAUGCCCAAUCCGAUGAGUUAAAUGUUUUUGUCGAAAAGUACUACGAUAGCAAAUAUGACUUUACAAAGGCUGAUCCGAAAGACUCUGUAAAAAUGAUUGGUUUGGCUUUGGAAGAAGCGAUGGAAAAGGGUUAUGAUUACGAUCAGAUUCGAGCUUUGGUAGAAGCUUAUGCUGUUGCCAAGCAACUCAAUUGCCGCGAGGAAGAAAGAAAGGCGACGACUCUCAAAGAAUAUGCGCCAACCUCGAUCGCUCCCGGAACACUCUCACAACCUAAGGGUCAAGCAAAAAGAGCCAUAUAUAGUCCCUUCGAAGAUUUAAUACGGCAAACACAGCAAUAUUUGGGAGCAGGGGGGAAUUCACAGUCAAUUGUGAAUAAAGCUACAGGCCAGGCUCCUGCGACGGUACGGUCGAAGUCGCUCUUCCCUUCAUUUUUUGGAUCGUCACAGGUCCCGAGUCGGAAUUUCAAAGAUCGCAAGGUCUCCGUCCCCAAUGGCAUAAUAUCGACAUCUCUGUCGCCGAAGCCGAAAGAAGAUGGUGCGUCAAGGACCACGAUCCAAGCACCACGGGAAGGUAAAAAAGCCUCUUUUGAUGCGCGUACCAUGCUCGGCAUAAAACCUGCCACGAAUUCGCGAAGGGUAAAGCCGGUGUCUGAGGAAUCCUAUGCCGUGCAACAGUUUCGCAUCGAAGUGGAGAAAGCAGAGAGGGCCAUGCGAACUGCUCGAAUUAAUAAGCCACGAAUGUCCAAAGAAGAAGAAGAUCGACGCCGAGCCGCCGAUCGGCGGAGAAGGCGGAGACAGCGAGCGUCUCCCUUCUAUUUCGCUGAGGUAUCCAGCACUGAGACUGCACCUCCCGGUCGGCGAUCUGGGCCAGGCGUUCGAGGGCAAAAAAGUAAUCGAAAUAAUCCCGAGGUGAUUCAGUACGCACGUCGAAUGAAAGAAAUAAUGCGAGCGCGCCAGAGAGAUGCAAAUCAGAGGGCGCAGCGCAAGUUAAUGGAAAAGCGAGUCGAAGAAAGAAAGAAGCUAGAACAGAUGCAACAAUUUUCAUCAGAUAUUUCUUGGACGGUCAAGCAGGGCAUGGGGACGAUCGAAGACUUUGUUGUAUCUAGUGGGGCAUUUAUUCAGAAGGUAAUGAAUACUCCCAAGGAAGUUAAUGCUCUUUUGGAGCAAAAGAGAGGCAUCUCACAAUCAAUGCGGCCGCCAAAGUUCGCAACGACCAUUGGGCCCUCUAAUAUACGGACCCAAGACCCAUCUCCCUACUUUUUUGCUGAGGUUGUUGGCAUAGAACGGUCUACGACUGAGCAGAUUGCAGAAGCAGUUUUUCGCGCUAUACGACUCAAAGAUGCUGUAGUAGAUGUUGCAGUGAAGAGCGGGCCAAUUUUGAAGAAUGGUGCUGAGCUGAACUUAUGGGCUUGGAAACAGCUUUCAGAAGCCCUUGAUAAAAUAAAUCAAGGCGAGCCAAUCAUUCCGAAACGAAGAAAAAAUCUAGGCACCGACGAAAAUAUAGAUCAGGCAGCUCCAACAGAAGGUACGCAAGCAGUAAAUCUGCACGGCGAACCAUGGAGCAAUCUUGCUCGAGAAUGGGAUGAACGGAAUACUGAUUCGGACGACCACUUUCCACUUGAUCCAGCGCCGCCUGUGACACAGCCUCCACUACCGAAAUUCGACGUCGCUCCAAUGGAGAGCCAAGAGUGGGCAGCCAGUGAGAGCAAUCGCGAUCCAGUUCUAAGCAAUGGGGUUCACAGUACUUCAUAUCGGGAUGCCGCUACAGACACAGGGGAAUGGGGAUGGCUCGCUGGUCCCUGGGCGAACUCAGAAUUAGCUGGAAAUCAGGAAGGAGGUGGUCAGCAAGUAGACGUUACUUACAAUGAUUUGGCUAAGGAGUGGGCUGCGCGAAACAGUGAUGAAAAUUUUGAUGCACCCUUUGGUCGAUCUUCGUCGGUACUGGCGCCUGAUUCUAUGGGCAAUCGAGAUGCCAAUGGCCGGAAUGCGAAGUAUUCAGACUCAAGGAAACCAAGCACUUCUUCUUAUUUGGGAGACCUCAUGGAAUGCACAACCGAGGAAGAAAUAGUACAGAUGUGGGGACAAGUUUAUAGAGUGGAGUAUAUUCAACGAAGAGCAAAUUAUGUGGCCGAAAAGUCGUUUCCCGAGUCGAUAGAUGAAAGCGACGAUUUUUGCGCAGAUGCAGUGUGUUCGCCGGAGUCGUUACGUGAGCUAGACUCUGCUACUAAUGGGGAUUCUUCUUGCCAAGCGGGAGCGGCUUCGGCAGAGGAGGUGGAUUUCACCACAAAUGCCUCUGUACGGGCUCCGCAACAGCCACUCUGGAAAAACUUGGCCAACGAAUGGUUAACGAUGAAUCAGGACUCGGCAGAAAAACAAAUAGACGUGUAUACGCAACGCGAGAAGGGUCGCAAUGAAGAACUAUCCCCCAGCGGGUCAAAAAGUGGAUCAGGUCAUCAAGGUUCAGCUCUAACAUAUAUUGAAACACCAUGGCAGGAGCUGGCUGAAGAAUGGAACUCAAUCAACAAUGACUCUUCCUCUCUGUAAACAUUCACAUAAAUUUAAGAGACUUCAA
This is a messenger RNA of Phaeodactylum tricornutum CCAP 1055/1, 3766 nucleotides long. RefSeq lists its product with no specific name. NCBI's taxonomy places the organism in Eukaryota, Bacillariophyta, Bacillariophyceae, Surirellales, Neidiaceae. Bases 1 to 3738 code for a protein of 1245 amino acids. The transcript is spliced from 3 exons. The record is from RefSeq and is a predicted model, not a curated record.